Penicillium argentinense is the source of this 510-nucleotide messenger RNA. RefSeq names its product DNA-directed RNA polymerase II subunit RPB7. Gene Ontology annotation, cellular component: RNA polymerase II, core complex; P-body. The transcript is spliced from 4 exons. Gene Ontology annotation, molecular function: translation initiation factor binding; single-stranded RNA binding; single-stranded DNA binding. NCBI's taxonomy places the organism in Eukaryota, Fungi, Ascomycota, Eurotiomycetes, Eurotiales, Aspergillaceae. Bases 1 to 510 code for a protein of 169 amino acids. The record is from RefSeq and is a predicted model, not a curated record. Gene Ontology annotation, biological process: DNA-templated transcription; positive regulation of translational initiation; transcription initiation at RNA polymerase II promoter.
AUGUUUUUCCUCAAGGAAGAGACCAAGACCAUCUCCGUGCACCCGUCCAACUUUGGACCGGAAAUGCGCAACCUCAUCGUCGGACAACUGAACGCGGAGGAGGAGGGCCGCUGUACCGGUGACCACUUUGUGAUCAGCGUGAUGGAUAUGGUUGAUGUCGGUGAAGGGCGCGUUAUUCCAUCCAAUGGCAACGCCGAGUACACCAUCAAGUAUCGUGCUAUCAUCUGGAAGCCAUUCCGAGGCGAGACUGUUGAUGCGAUUGUCACGUCGGUUAAGGCCACUGGCAUUUUCACCAUGGCUGGUCCUUUGUCCGUUUUCAUCGCGCGCAAGAAUAUCCCCAGCGAUAUCAAGUGGGAGCCGAACACUGUGCCUCCCCAGUACACCGACCACGCCGACCAGGUCAUUGAGCGAGGUACCAGUCUCCGUCUGAAGAUUUUGGGUGUUAAGCCCGACGUGAUGGCAAUCAACGCCAUCGGUACCAUCAAGGAGGAUUUCCUUGGACCCCUAUAA